AUGGCCGUGGGAACUAAGCGUAUGUUGCAGCAGAACGUGAUAGUUCGCAAGCUUAACUCCCUGGAGGCUCUAGGGUUGGUCACAGAUAUUUGCUCCGAUAAAACUGGAACAUUGACCCAGGGCAAGAUGGUCGUCAAGAAGGCUCGGAUCCCUUCACGAGGUACGUAUUCUGUUGGCUCCAACAAACCCUCCAACCCUACAGUUGCUGAAACAUCAUUGGCCCUUGCGGCUCCCACCCAGUUUGACGAAAUGAAAGAGGAGACCACUUUGGAAGGUACGGGGACUCAGAGAAGGGAAUCCGAAGUUCGCAGAUUUCCUUGA
Aspergillus tanneri is the source of this 321-nucleotide messenger RNA. RefSeq names its product Na+ ATPase (gene ENA1). The record is from RefSeq and is a predicted model, not a curated record. Gene Ontology annotation, biological process: calcium ion transmembrane transport; intracellular calcium ion homeostasis. The transcript has a single exon. Lineage: Eukaryota; Fungi; Ascomycota; Eurotiomycetes; Eurotiales; Aspergillaceae. Gene Ontology annotation, molecular function: P-type calcium transporter activity; nucleotide binding. The coding region runs from base 1 to 321 and encodes 106 amino acids. Gene Ontology annotation, cellular component: plasma membrane.